AUGAGUGCAGAACAAGACCCUUUACUCGCCGCUUUCGAGGGAAGCGCAAAUGGAAGUGGAAACAACGAAAAUAGUGGGAACAAUGCCAGCAAUGCUAGUCCCGAGCAACAACAAACACCACAGGACUUGGCACAAGAGGCUCGUCAGCGGGCCUUGACCAGCUUUCGCAAGAAAAUCGCAGAACACAGGCGUUACGAGGACCAAUUGAAAAGCAAGCGCCAGGGGAUUCGCGAUAUGGAAAAGGAGUACGAGCGCACAGAAGCGGAUAUCAGAGCACUGCAAAGUAUUGGGCAAUUGGUAGGUGAGGUGAUGAAAGAACUUUCCGAGGAGAAGUAUAUCGUCAAAGCGUCGUCAGGCCCUCGUUACAUCGUGGGCGUGCGGAACUCGGUGGACCGCCAAAAACUGAAAAAGGGUGUUCGUGUCACUCUGGACAUCACAACCCUCACAAUCAUGCGCGUUUUACCCCGUGAAACAGACCCAUUGGUCUACAACAUGACUUCAUUCGAGCCUGGCGAGAUCACCUUCGAGGGUAUCGGUGGUUUGACCGAGCAGAUUCGUGAGCUACGUGAGGUGAUAGAACUGCCCUUGAAAAACCCUGAGAUUUUCCAAAGAGUCGGCAUCAAGUCGCCCAAGGGUGUCCUGCUGUAUGGACCCCCAGGUACCGGUAAGACCUUGCUGGCAAAGGCGGUUGCCGCCACAAUCGGCGCCAACUUCAUUUUCUCCCCCGCAUCCGGAAUUGUUGACAAGUACAUCGGUGAGUCGGCUCGUAUCAUUCGUGAGAUGUUUGCAUACGCAAAGGAACACGAACCUUGCAUUAUAUUCAUGGAUGAAAUCGAUGCCAUUGGCGGACGUAGGUUCAGCGAAGGUACGUCCGCGGAUCGUGAAAUUCAGCGUACGCUGAUGGAGCUACUAACCCAAAUGGACGGUUUCGACAAUUUGGGACAAACGAAGGUCAUUAUGGCUACAAACAGACCCGACACACUAGAUCCUGCUCUAUUAAGACCCGGUAGAUUGGAUCGUAAAAUCGAAAUUAAUCUACCUAACGAAGCUGGAAGGCUUGAGAUUUUUAAGAUUCAUAGCGCCUCAGUGAAGAAAGCGGGCGAGUUUGACUUCGAGGCUGCGGUGAAGAUGAGUGAUGGUUUCAACGGUGCCGAUAUUCGUAACUGUAUCACGGAGGCUGGUUUCUUCGCCAUUCGUGACGACCGUGAAUAUAUUAUUCAAGAUGACCUGAUGAAAGCUGUCAGAAAGGUUGCUGAAGUCAAGAAGCUUGAGGGUAAGAUUGAGUAUCAAAAGCUUUGA
This is a messenger RNA of Lachancea meyersii CBS 8951, 1299 nucleotides long. The record is from the annotation of a GenBank genome assembly. Lineage: Eukaryota; Fungi; Ascomycota; Saccharomycetes; Saccharomycetales; Saccharomycetaceae.